This is a messenger RNA of Ilyonectria robusta, 823 nucleotides long. RefSeq lists its product as uncharacterized. Bases 170 to 823 code for a protein of 217 amino acids. Lineage: Eukaryota; Fungi; Ascomycota; Sordariomycetes; Hypocreales; Nectriaceae. The transcript has 2 exons. The record is from RefSeq and is a predicted model, not a curated record.
GGUGCAGCACAGCAGAUGCAUCACUCAGUGCAGCGGUACGAAGUGCGGGACAGCGGGACAGCGGGACGACGGAGAUGCAGCCAAUCCUUCCCGUCACUUGUCUUGUGUGCUUCACUUCGCUUCGCCUCGCUAUACGGAAUGGCGCUCGUGUGGGCUGUGCUUGUGCGUUAUGCUGGUGGUGGUGCUGGUGGUGCUGAUGCUGGCGGUGCUAAUAAUUACUACAUCCUGUUACUAUACUGAUAUUGCUACUGGUGCUGGUGCUGGUGCUUGUGCUCGUGCCUCGUGGAAACUGCCCCCUUGGCUGCUGCUUAGCUGCUGCUUGGCUACUGCUUGGCUUGGCUUCCACAUGGUCACCCGCCUGACGGCCGCCUCUUACAUCGGCAGCAUCCCUGAUAGCACAUCCCCUCUUCUCUCAUCCCUCCCUCAUCAUCCCUCCUCCCGCCUACUCCGUACUCCGUCCGUACCAACUAAUACAAGUGACUACGUCCUCCGUCCUCCGUACUCCGUACCUUACCUACCCGUACGGAUACUGUUACGUCGUUGCCACCCGUCGGUCGCGGAACCGCAUAAACAAGUCCGAGUCAUUGUGUGCCGCAAUCAUAACCCUGGCACCCACUUGACUGACAUCCUGAUGAGAGCCCUUGCAAGUUCAGUAAUCCAUCCCCAAAAGGCGAGAUUUACGAUGGGCCCUCCGUCACUUUUCGUCAUUGAUCAUCCGUCACAAAUCAAUUCGGCAGAUAAACCCGUUAUUCCCGUCGGGAGAGCCCUCACCCAUGCUCCCACCUGCAAGGCGGCGACGACGCAUCACCACUCCCAGAUUUGA